Molecule: messenger RNA, 1281 nt
Organism: Saprolegnia parasitica CBS 223.65
Lineage: Eukaryota; Oomycota; Saprolegniomycetes; Saprolegniales; Saprolegniaceae
Exons: 1
Coding region: 1-1281 (426 amino acids)
Source: RefSeq, a predicted model, not a curated record
AUGCCCCUGGGGCUGAGCACGGACGUCCUCAGGACGAUCGCCUCGUUCGUCGCGUGUCCCUACACGUUUCAAGCCCUCGUGGAGCUCGCGCCGUACGAGGAGCUCGGCGACCCGCUCCGAGCCUUCGCCACCCUCGCGCGCUCCGUGCCCGUCGCGUACCUCUGGCCUCGCUUGCACUGCGACGUACUCACGCCGGACGAGCUCGCAUCUGUCGACGCAUUUGCCUCGCUGCGGCCUCUACUGUGCUUUGGAGGUAUUCCGCGAGCCAACUAUUCCUUCCUGGAUGAGGCACGCGUCGCUUUCUCCAAGCACGUGUCGUUGGCGGUUGCCAGCGCGCUGCUGGGACCACGAGUCGAGGAGCUGUCGCUGACGCUUGACCGAGCAGACGAUCCGAGCGACAUCACCGCCUUUCUGGAGGCUCUUGCUGCGGCACCGCGAUUGCGCAAGGUCCAGCUUCGUCUCGGCGCUACCUUGGUGCCACGCCUUGUAGCUCCGGUACUCCAUGCGCUCUUCCACCAUCCGAGCAUCAAAGACGUGGCAAUCGAUGGGUCUACCUGGGAGACGGUCCCUCCAUUCGUCACGUACAUGCUCAUCGAAUUGCUCCAUGAACCACGCAUGGAAGCCUUCGCUCUUCGCGGCAUGGCUCCUCAAGAUGACGGCCCGCUCAUGGACGCGCUUCGCAACUCGACACUGCGCAGCGUUGACUUCGUGCGCCAAGCCAACCUCAGCGAUCAACUACCGGCGUCGCUGCGGCACCUCCGCCUUCAAUCCAAGUUUGGCGGCGCGUGGCAGCCCGCCGAGGUCCUCGCCGGCGCUCGGCUCACGCGUCUCGAGCUACUCGGUGCGGCUGCAACCACCUUCACGACAAAGCCCAUGGACCUUUGCUCCGCGCUCCGAGCGAUGCCAACGCUAGAGUACCUCGCCGUUGACCACGUAUCUGCCUCCGUUGGCCAGAGCUUGGCUGAGGUGUUGCCAACGCUCAUGCACCUCGAAGACCUUCGCCUCGACUGUGCAGCGAUCUCGGCAGCGGACCUCGGAUUUCUUGCGCGCUGUCGCCGCCUCCAGCGCGCCGCCUUGCGCAACAUUGCGUGGGACCAUGUUCGCACGUGGGAACUUUGGAUCGACGACGCUGCUUCCUCCCCGCUGCGUCAUCUCUGCCUCGCCGGGCACGCGAUACCCACGGCCGACCUCGCUCGUCUCUUCGACGUCCUCUGUCCUCGCCUCUGCGUGUGCUGCCUCGACACAAGCGACCGCUGCAGCCUUCCCGACGCAAAGGAUUAA